Osmia bicornis bicornis is the source of this 5826-nucleotide messenger RNA. RefSeq lists its product as uncharacterized. Bases 419 to 3694 code for a protein of 1091 amino acids. The record is from RefSeq and is a predicted model, not a curated record. The transcript has 17 exons. Lineage: Eukaryota; Metazoa; Arthropoda; Insecta; Hymenoptera; Megachilidae.
CGUAGCGUCGUAUACGUUUAUCGGCGGGUUAACAAUCAGUGUGGUCUUUGGGGAGAAACAGUUCGAAGAGUUGAAAUUUUCCUGGUGUUUAAUUCGCGAGUGGUAUAAAGUGGUGGCUGUCACGCGGCUCCUUCAGAAAGAGAUGAUUCAUUGAACGCAGAAAAGGAGUAAGAGCGAAGUUUUUCACGUGUGAAUCGAUUAGAGGACUUUUUUUUCAAUCGGGAUAAAUAACGUGUAACGAAAUAAGAGAGAACAGUGGACGAUCAUGGUGUGACUCGGGUGAUUAAACGGAUCUUUCGGAAAGAUCGACGAGGUUGACCGGUGGUUGUGUGGUGAUUGGUUUUGGUGGUGGUGCUUGAUACGCUCCUGGGAGUCGGAAGCCCGUUGGCACUUGGGCCUCGUUUACGUCAGUUUACUCAUGCUGGGAGUUUUGAAGCGGCGCUGGAAGCCAUCGAAAAGGGCUUCCAGUGUCCGCGGACCUGAUUCGCCCCUCAGCUCGGAACUGACGCUCGACAAGCCUCGCCCCAUACCAUCACCCAGACAAAUUCACCCUCUGUAUGGAGAGAAAGCUGGCCUUCUGGGUUACUGCGAUCCUGUCGGUAACACAGAGAAUUUUCCACCAGCCCCUAAUAUCGUCGUCGAGGGUGGUAGAAUCGAGUUUGUGCGCCCCUCGCAGGAUGGCACCACGACACCCCGAAGGAACACCAUGUCCAGAGGCUCGCAGACCUUCAGCGACGAGUCCGAGAAGUCUGAUCCUGCGAAGGUACGUAGCGCAGAGUGGUGUAUAGGUAAUCCGUUGCUGUCGUCUCGAGCGUGCAUUAACGAGAGCUUGGAGGAAAGGGUGCAAGAAUUGGAGCAGGCGUUGCAAGCGGAACGCUUCGCUGCCCAGCGGGAUCGAGCGACGAUCACGAAGCUACAACGACAGAUCAACAAGAGAGAGGCCACGCAACGAGAUGUGGAACGUGAACGGCGACAACGAAUGGAAGCCGAAGCUCGUGUACGCGAGGCUACGGCUGAAGCUGAACGAGCACGCUCCAGAGUUCAUCAUCUCCAAAGAGAGCUGGCCAGGAUGGAGGAGACGUCACGAGGGUUGUUGCAGCACAAACACAGGGCUGAACAGCUGAAGCAAGAGAAAACCGCGCUCACGCUUUCUUACGAGGCACGCGUACAUCAGUAUCAGGCACAAAUCUCGAAGCUGCAGCUGGAGAACGAGUCAAUGAGGGGUCAGCUGCGCGGUUUGGAAGCUGCGUGUGCUGGCGAAGUGCAUGCUGCACUUGUGGCACGUCUGGCGACCUUGGAAACAGAGCACGCCGCCUUGGCGCGUGACGCCGACGCUCAGCGUCGCCAGUACGAGCGGUGCUUGGACGACGUCGCCAACCAGGUGGUCCGCGCCCUUCUAUCCCAAAAGGGUCUCAGGGAAGAAAUCGGUGCAUUGCAGAGGCGUAUUCGCGAGCUGGAAGCUCAAAAUCGAACGCUUUCAGGAUUAUUGGCACAGGCAGCGAGUCCUGGAAGUCCUACUGAGUUGAUUCAAGGGAUCCUCGAAGCUGGACCAGCGGCAGUGGUCGCUGCGCUUGGUCUCGAUCCAGCUUGGGUUCCUUUAGCGAGGCCUCGUUCACUUAAUCUACAGAUACCAGUAAUGGCUGCGACGAAAUGUAGACGAAACAGACCCUUGGCCCAAAAACCGUCGGAAGAAGAAGGGAGCGAGAGUCCAGAGAGCGGCAACAGGGAUGAAGGUUACUCGACGAUGUCCAGCGAUGUCCAGGGAGAGGGUGCUCGACAAGAACCAUCCCGAGGGUUGGAGGAUCUGAAGGAAGCGACCGACGAGACGGAGGCGGAUGUUUCUCCGGAUGCAAGAUUGGUCGCCCUUGACGCCGGUGACCCUGACGUUCUAUUCUUGCCGUUGAAUCUCACUGUAGGAAUAAACCCACGUCACAGCUAUCCACCGACCAAAGAUUUGCUGCCGUAUCAACACGUGAUGCGUAGCUUCUCUGACAGUCAUCUAUGCCUCAAGUUGACCACCACGACCAAUUUUACACCCUACAAACUAUCCAGCCCCAUUGGAUCGUCCUCUCUCCUCCUCGUCGAAGAGGAAGGUUGGGAUGCUGAAUAUGUGCAACAAUGGCUCAGGUUGGACGACAGCAGAAGUGCUCAACAACAUCGAGAUCUCCUCGAGUUGGAAUACGACAGAGCAGAACUGGAAGAUUGGAGUUUCUCGUUGUCCACCGAGGACCUUGUUCAAAAUGAAUCCACGGUAUGGAAGGAACCUGCUACCACUACAACCACCCCGGCUCUGCCGGCAAUCAAGGAACAUAAUCCUCUAGAAUUGGAAGAGGACGCGAACGAAUGCUUAUGGAAUGGUGCCAGUUACCUGGCUGAUAGAACCGGAGGCGAAUUGGUUGCUUUGCUGAUGGACGCCAGAGCAACUGGCUCGUGGCCGUACGCUACAAGCCCGGGUGCUUCCUGGAGCAGCGAAGAGGGAGCUCUUGAAAACUCCAGCAAGAGAUCAUCGGCGGCUUUAUCCGGUUGUAGCGACGAUCCAGACUCUCCCUCCGUAGGUACCGAUUUCACCAGAGACUUCUACAGGUUGGUCAAGUUCGAGAGUACGAAAAGCUUAGCCAGCACGUCGUCGAGAAGCGGAAGACCUCCGCCGGACAGGGAACAAGCUCUGCAAAGCGUGCUUUCGUUCAUCGCGGAACAGCAAAUGUACUUAGCCGAACUACCGAAUAAUCUGUUGGAGCACGGCAACGUACCUCUCGCAACGGAAGUUGUAGAGGAAACUGAAAACAAAGACGAGCGUGGAACCGAGGCGAUGUGCACCGAAAUAGAAACAUCCGUCGAUCAAGAUAACAGCAACACGGAGAACGUCGUUGAAACGAGCAGUAACGACGAUCUGCUGGAUCAGAUACCCGUGCCGUCUUUAGCACCAGAAGAGAGAAUAAUCAGUGCAGUAGCGUGUAACGGUGGCGUCUCUUACACCACGGUAGCGCCGUCUGAAUUAGGAGCUGUCCCCGAAGAAGACGAGGAAGCGGCCACUUCCUCCACGCCGAGCACAGUUGUCAGUCCAGCAAGAGCGCCUCUGUUAGUGGAGGGCAGAGAUCGAUCGUUGAGUUUCCAUGAACGUGCCACGUCGAAAGAUGUGAUAGACGAGUUGAAUCGAAUGAUCAGGAAGGGCGAGGAACACACGGUCACCCAUGAAAGCCAAGUGCCGCUGGAAAAAUUGGAUCUCGCUUGCUGCUGCCCAACAGGAUGGGUUCACGUUGAACGGGACAUUGACUUUACCGACCCAAAAGCAAGAGCCAAUCUUUUAGACGUGAUGUUAGAAAGCAGCGAAAGUUCUUCGGCGACAUCGAGCAGCGGAUCAGCAGGAAGUGACUCGGGGGAUGAACCGCCUGAUUACCGUCACUUGCAUAGAUUACACCGAUACCGACGACAAAAGAAAGCAUCGGCGGCCCAGGCACAUCGUGUGCUGAGACUGCCGUCAACGUGGGGUUCAUCGAGGCCGUCGAUCAUUGGACGAGGCGAGGAUUUCUUCGUGCGAUACGGAGACAAGGAACGGGAAGCCGUGGCCUCUUUCGACUUCCUUGACGAGAUCGUUCCGCCAUCCUCCAGAGGCUCCAAUACCAGUCUCAUCGACCUGGACGACACACCGUCUGCUGAGCUUCGCGGUGACAUCAUGAAGCUAUCUCCGCUCUAGGAUGAGGUUCGAUCUAGGGGUCUAUCGUAAAAUUACUAUUGAUCGCUCUUAUAGGGUUCAGACCAAACUGUUUCCAUUCGACGAUCGAACCAACCUCCUACAUCUGCUUUGCUACUGAGAGAAUUUAAGUUACAGACGCUGAUUGUACUACUUAUUCCAACCCUCGUGCACCGUUAGGGUUAAAUUCACCCCGAAUGGAAAUAUUAAUAUCUAAUAAUCGAUUGUUGUUCUGCAAAUUUAACGUACAAUUCCAAGUAGCAAAAAAGAUGAUAAAAGUUUGAACGGUGCACAAGGGUUGAUAUUCUCACUGAGAGCACAUGGAACUAUGAAAAUGAAUUCAUGAAGAGUUUACUUGUAAAAUGUAAGUCAAAGUUUGGUUUCUGUAACAUCAUACACGCGUAAUUUUGAUGGGGAAGUACAAAUUGCUUUUUUUUUUUGUACGACUGUAUUCUUAUGGGUUUAUCAUAAAGGGUCAGUAUAGUUUUAGUGUUAACGCUAGCAGGAUUUAAUUUAAUAUUUAUUUUUCGUUCAGUCCUCUCUGAAAAAGCUUUAAGUCUUUUUGUAGGUUGAGAAGAUUUUGACCAACAUCUUUAAACAGAGUUUCCAUGCUAUUGCUUAAAAUUGCAAUAUCUUUAUUUAAAAAAAAGAGAGAGAAAUAUGUUCCUGCACACGACAAACGAUUGUGUAAAUUAAUGAAAUAAGCGAAGAAAUUUAUGUACGAUAUAUUUGUUUGCCUAUUUACGGUAAAGGUGUACAUCUUCUUUGAUCUCUAAGUACUUGCUGUUCGUUAUUCCAUUCGUGAAUAUUUCGAUCUGUACAUAGACUAUCCAUUUUCCUACGAAUAAGAACAAUUAUUCAUUAUCCAGUUACGUCUUCAAUGCCUGGCAUCUGUGUGUUUUUGUUUCGAAUUUUUCAAAAGCAUCAAAGAUGACUGUUGAGACAAAACUGCAAAAUAAUGAAGAAUAUUGUUUCGUCUAGUAAUGAAGUAAUCGUAAGAAUUAUCGUUUUAGAGCUUCCUCUGAACUAUUCAUUGAAUUCUUUCCAAAUAAAAAAACAAACAAAAGAAUAUUCAAUGAAAGAAUUUUCAAUUUCAAAACGAAUAGAACCAGAAACUAAUUACUGUACUUGAAACAUACUCUUGCUCACGAAAUGAAGAUAGACUUCUUAAUUAGCGUAUGCAUAAUGAAUAUUAAUACUAAAGUAUGAGUAACUCGAUGUAAAAUGUGGUCUAAACACUUAGUGUGUGUAGUGUGUACAGUACAUACAAAUUACUACAGAAAAAGAAAAGAAAAUAUAAAUCAUAGACUGGAACUAUGAUUUGACUUAACAAAAGGAACAAUACCUCCAUUGAUGAUCUUGUUAAUUAAAAUCAAUCUUGACGUUCAACGAGUAGUCCGUAACGAAUCAAGUACGCACAUAACAAAUUUGGAAAAGUUAAUUUUACAAUAUUUCACUGAUAGAAAGCGUACAAGAGUGAUAGAUAAAGAAUUUCUACGAUUUUCGACAGGAACACACAUCCGAUUUGAAUUAGGCACAAGAGUGUCGUGCAUAUUCUUUGAAACUGAGCUUAGAAUGAAACUCUAGAUUAAGGACUUAAUCGACGAUUUUUUUUUUUUUUUUAAGACCACGAAUUUGUACCAUUUCUUGAACGAUCGUCGAUGAAUAUAACGUACCGUUUGUUUGUGCGAAACACGCACCAUGAAAAGGUACGCCGAAGAGAGGCGUACAUACAACUUUUCGUUCCGUCUUCGAUGAAAGAGCGUGUAUGUUAAUGAACUGUGUAAAAUAAAAGGAUACGUUUGAAUUAGGAGCGUAUAUAAAUUUCACGUAACGCUCAACGAAUGAAUGGUAAGAAGGAAAUCGUGUAUAACGGAAGAAUGGUUAACGUUAAAUGGAUCAAAACGCCGUACCAAGAAAUGAAUGUUUCGCUAUUUGUACGAGAACAACAGGUGAAGUUUGAACUCGCGUUUGGUCAAAUUACUAGGAGAUAAUAUCAUUAGUUGGUAUAACGUUUAAGAUAACGAGUCGAUAGAAAUCGAAAUAUUUUACACGUAGAUGAUAUAGAUAUACAGGGUGUUCGACAACAGGUGGGCAAUAUUUUAAGAGGUGAUUCUAGGGAUCAAAAUAAGACG